Molecule: messenger RNA, 2172 nt
Organism: Lycium ferocissimum
Lineage: Eukaryota; Viridiplantae; Streptophyta; Magnoliopsida; Solanales; Solanaceae
Product: CBL-interacting serine/threonine-protein kinase 20
Exons: 2
Coding region: 466-1851 (461 amino acids)
Biological process (GO): protein phosphorylation; signal transduction
Molecular function (GO): ATP binding; protein kinase activity
Source: RefSeq, a predicted model, not a curated record
UGAUGCAUGGGAGAAGAAAAAGGAAAAUGAGAGGUGAAAAUUGAAUCGUGCAUCUUAGGAUAUGGUCAUAUCUUAACUAACUUUCACCAAUUUUCCCAAAGUGACCUAUGCAUCAAACAGAAUGUGAUUACUGCAUUUAUUUGCCAUAAAUUUUCUCCAUACUAUUGAGACUUUCCCCAAUAGGCAUUUCCCCUAACCCUGCCAUAAAAAAGGCAAGGUUUUUGGCCUCCUUUUCCCUUGUCUCCUCCAUAUCCCUUUAUACUUCAAUGUUCCAAAAUUUUCAAGAAAACAAAAAGGAUUCCUUAAUCCAUACAACAACAAUAACUACGCCUCUGUUCCAAAUAGAUUGGAAUUGGCUAUAUAAAUCCUCAUUGAGCACGAGGAAAUCUUGUUAGGCACAAUGGCGAUCAUUCCACAACAAUAAUCAGAAAAUCCUCUCAAUUAUAUUGCCAAUAUCUUCUCAGGAUGACUACCAAGAACGAGAAGAAAGGCAAUAUAUUGAUGCAAAGGUAUGAGAUUGGGAAAUUGCUUGGCCAAGGGACAUUUGCCAAAGUCUACCAUGCAAGAAAUCUCAAAACUGGUCAAAGCGUUGCUAUAAAGGUGAUUGACAAAGAGAAGGUGAUGAAGGUUGGCCUAAUUGAUCAAAUCAAACGUGAAAUCUCAGUCAUGAGGCUAAUCAAACACCCAAAUGUUGUCCAGCUUUAUGAGGUUAUGGCUAGCAAAACAAAAAUCUAUUUUGCCAUGGAAUAUGUUAGAGGUGGUGAACUUUUCAACAAGGUUGCUAAAGGCAGGCUUAAAGAAGAUGCUGCAAGAAAAUACUUCCAACAAUUAAUCGCUGCAGUCGAUUUCUGCCAUAGCCGUGACGUCUAUCACCGUGAUCUCAAGCCCGAAAAUCUCCUCCUUGACGAAGCUGGAAACUUGAAAGUUUCCGAUUUCGGGCUUAGUGCAUUGUUUGAUUCCAAAAGGCAAGAUGGUCUCCUCCACACAACAUGUGGAACACCAGCCUAUGUAGCUCCAGAGGUGAUCAACAAGAGAGGUUAUGAUGGUGAAAAGGCAGACAUUUGGUCAUGUGGUGUCGUUUUAUUCGUAUUAUUAGCAGGUUAUUUGCCAUUCCAUGACCAAAACCUUAUGGAAAUGUACAAGAAAAUAAGCAAAGGGGAAUUCAAGUGUCCACAAUGGUUCCAUCCAGAGGUAAGAAAGCUACUCUCAAGGAUUCUUGAUCCAAAUCCAAACUCAAGAAUUACUUUAAUUAAGCUCAUGGAGAAUUAUUGGUUCAAAAAAGGAUUCAAACAAAUCGAUAAGACCCCGAAUCCAGGGAAAGAUCAACAUGAAUCGCCUCGUAGUGUUUUCGAUAUUGAGGACAAUAAUUCAGAUGGAGAGGGACCUUCCAAUGCAAAAAAAGAUCAAGAUUCAACAAUAACAAUGAAGCCUACUUGCUUAAAUGCAUUUGAUAUCAUUUCUCUUUCUCCUGGUUUCGAUCUAUCUGGAUUAUUCGAGAAGGAGAGAGAUAGAAGAUCAGAGGCAAGAUUCACAGCCAAAAAGCCAGCUUCUAUUAUUGUGUCGAAAUUAGAGGAAAUGGCUUCAAAUGAGAGCUUUAAUGUGCUGAAAAAAGAUGGGACAGUGACAAUGCAGAGUAUUAAAGAAGGGAGAAAAGGGCAGCUAGCAAUUGAUGCAGAGAUUUUCGAAAUUACACCUUCAUUUCAUGUUGUGGAAGUGAGUAAAAAAUCAGGUGACACAAUGGAAUACAAGAAAUUCUUUGAUCAGGGAUUGAAGACUUCACUUAAAGAUAUUGUUUGGACAUGGCAAGGUUGUGAGCAGCCACAGCAAGUUGAAAAUCAAGAAAGAAAUUGAUCAUCUUUUUGUUUGUUAAAUGAAAGAAAAAAAAUCUUUUUUUUUUUCCUUUUUUUGGGAGGGGAGAGGGAGAAAGGGGUAAUUGGCUUGCAUAUCUUGUACUAUCUUGUAUUUUCUUGUUUUUGAUUGAUUUAGAUGUUUUUAAAGUUGGAAGGCAGCUGCUUCAUUAGAGUAUCUUGUACAUUGUACAGAUCUAAUAGGGCUUACAGAUCUGAAUUGAAUGCAAGAGAAAAAAUGAUGAUGAUGAUGAAGCAAGUUAUCCUUCGUAUUAAAUUUUCCUCUGUAUUUUUACCAAUUGAUUUAUAAAUAUUUUGAGAGAAA